AUGUCUUCCGAGAAGCCUCUCCCUUUCAUCUACCAGUUUGCGGCUGGUGCCGUCGCUGGAGUCUCUGAGAUUCUGGUUAUGUAUCCCCUGGAUGUCGUGAAGACCCGCAUGCAACUUCAGACAAGUACAGCCGUUGGUGCCGACUCUUACAAUGGCACGCUCGAUUGCUUCCGUAAGAUCAUCAAGAACGAGGGCUUCUCGCGGCUCUACCGCGGCAUCACAGCCCCCAUCUUGAUGGAGGCUCCUAAGCGUGCCACCAAGUUUGCCGCCAACGACGAAUGGGGAAAGUUCUAUCGCAAUGCCUUCGGCCAGGAGAAGAUGACCCAGGGGCUCUCCGUCCUGACCGGUGCCUCGGCUGGUGCCACCGAGUCUUUUGUCGUUGUUCCAUUUGAGUUGAUCAAGAUUCGACUUCAGGACAAGGUCUCGGCGUCCAAGUACAACGGCCCCGUUGACGUUCUCCUCAAGACCGUUAAGAAUGAGGGCAUCCUAGCUUUGUACACCGGAUUGGAGUCUACCAUGUGGAGGCACAUCUUGUGGAAUGCUGGCUACUUUGGCUGCAUUCACCAGGUCCGUCAGCUGCUGCCCAAGGCCGAUACCAAAAAGGGUCAGAUGGCCAGCGACAUUUUGGCGGGAUCAAUAGGAGGAACCGUCGGAACCAUAUUGAACACGGAUGUGGUCAAGUCUCGAAUCCAGAACACCACCAAGGUGCCUGGUGUUACUCCCAAGUACAACUGGGCGUGGCCCGCACUUGGAACAGUCAUGAGGGAAGAGGGCUUUGCUGCUCUUUACAAAGGCACGUCUUUAUUCUCGCCACUCUCCUCAAGCUCUCGAUUCCUUCCCAAGGUUUUGCGUCUUGGCCCCGGAGGUGGUAUCUUGUUGGUUGUCUACGGAGGAGUGAUGGACUUCUUCCGGAAGAUGCGGGACGAGGCAAGCCUGAAGAAGGUGUAA
Messenger RNA from Pyricularia pennisetigena, 948 nucleotides. RefSeq lists its product as uncharacterized. The coding region runs from base 1 to 948 and encodes 315 amino acids. The record is from RefSeq and is a predicted model, not a curated record. NCBI's taxonomy places the organism in Eukaryota, Fungi, Ascomycota, Sordariomycetes, Magnaporthales, Pyriculariaceae. Gene Ontology annotation, biological process: transmembrane transport. The transcript is spliced from 9 exons.